Messenger RNA from Symbiodinium sp. CCMP2592, 2277 nucleotides. The record is from the annotation of a GenBank genome assembly. Lineage: Eukaryota; Dinophyceae; Suessiales; Symbiodiniaceae.
AUGGACGAGUUACUCAAGGAAUUCGGUGCAAGCUUUUCCACACCUGCCACUAGACUCUUCGAUGACGCCGAAGGUGGAUCGAAUGCAGCGGUGCCAGAUGUGGGGUUCAAACUGUUUGGUGAAUCAGUGGCUGGUGCAUCGACUCUUGCAGGCGGUGCAGACACUGCGUUUGACACUUGGAGAGAUGAUCCCACCGUCAAGACUCGUGACCAGGCAAUGACACCAUUACAGAUUGAGCUAAGACAGUUCGGGGCGGAGAUAAACAUCAGGGCUUCAGCAGGGGUUGAUGCAGGCGGAAACCAGGUGAUGGGCUGCGCUGGGGACCUCCCAGCAGGCAUGCUCGGACCAGGAGCUGCAGGAAUCGCAGGAAACGUGACUCCUUAUGCAACCACAGCAGGCUGGAAACCUGUACCACUUCUCCCUGAAUUUCAGAUACACGACAGUAUGACAGGCAGGGAAGUACGAGGCCUGGCUGUCGCUUCAGCCCGCUAUUAUGGCGGAAUCACAGCAGACAAUUGCCAAAGCCAGAUCACUGUGCCAUGGAACAGGACGAAACACAGGACAACGAAUUUGACGAGCAUUUUCCACAGCCUUCACAGGUUCAUGAUUGCGCGACUCCAAGCCGAAACACUCGGUUGGACAGCAAACUGGAUCUCGCCAGCCAAUGUCAGCAUGGGUAUUCCCACCAAUCUGGUGAACAUUCGAGCUGGUGCCGUGGGCGCAGGUGUUCUGGCACAGUUAGGAAACGGAGCGGAUAUUCAGUUCAACACGGUUGAACUUACAAACCGUGAACGGGUCCUAUUGGUAUGCACUAUUGUUGGAUUCGCCGGCGUCUAUCAUGAUAAUGUGGCAGGACCGAACGGUGCGAUCUGCACUGAAAUCGUUCCUGCAUGUACACAAUUGACGCCCGGUGUGAAUUCAAUCACGCUAUUCACCGAUGGACUCGCAGGUGCUGUGGGCAAUCUUCAAGCGGCGCCACCAACUUAUGAAGAGCUUGCUGCAUUUGUUCGCAAGCUAGCUCUGCUACGACCAGGGAAGCUGGCGUAUGCUACUGGCAAAGCGAUGGCAGCAGCGUCUGGUAUGGCGGUCAAUAUGACACACACUCCGGGCGUGGACCAAGGGAUGGUGAAUCAGGCUGCAGGGAAUGUAGCAGCAGUUCACAUCCCAAACUUUGGAGCAGCUCAUCAUGAUGUGAUUGGCAGCACAGCAGGUGGAGCAAGGAUGCAACUCUUCAUACCACGACUCUACACACCUGCUGAGUAUUUCAAUGAGAUGCAGACACCAGCACCAGCUGGUGACUACAGCAUCGGAGCUGCUGAUCUGGUCCAGUUCGAAGGCUCAGGUAAUGACGGAGGUCAUGCCCAGCAGCAACCAGAAGGUGGUGAUCCCAAAGGUAUAGUAGAAGAUGACAAAGGCGACACGACCAAGUUGUCAUAUCAGGCAGCACUCGCGUCACAGUAUGGCUUUGUUGAUGAAGUGAACAGUUCAUUCUACUUCAUCACUCAGCUUGUGAUUGCGGAGAUUGUGGCAUACACUGUCACGACGGCUAAUGCUGAUCAAGGAUUGAGUGCGAGAUUCUGGAACAACAAUCUCGUACCUGGAGCAGCACAGCCAUCAUUGGACAGAGCAAUGAUGUUGAGAGUGGAUACUGAUACAGUAGCUCCACUGGACGGAUUUGCUCAAAGUGUACGACGCAUUGCUCCCGCUAUAUUGCGAGUAAAGCUUCCAAAGUUCGUUGUUGCCAUGACCAGAUGCUCAACAGAACUGGCAGGCGAUCGGGGAUUUUUCGCAUACCUCAGGUAUUCUGGAAGGAUCUAUGGAACUGAACAAUUGGCUGAGGCUGGAGAUAUCGUACUGACUCCAGUUGUGAAAGGUCUGGAGAAAGGCGGCCCAAAAGCUUUGGUGGGCAUGCUGCCUAACUUCAGCAAGGAGGGAGCUCGCUUUGGGUACAGGACUGCACUCUUGCUCGCACAGGGCCAGCCCAACAACUGGACACUGAGCAUCCCUGGAUCGGGUCAUGCAACAAUACAGCUGCAGAAUGCGUUGGCGAUUCCCAACGCAAUGUUCGCAGUGAGAGCAGCUGGAAAUGCUCUCGCUGAUUCAACAGAUCCGUUCUCAGUCUUACCAGUGCAACGGUGGGCAUCACGAAGCUAUGUUGCCUUCGGGAAAGGGCCGGCGAAUUUGACACCAGCUCUGAGGCGUCAGUUUACGAUGGCUGUGGAUGGCAAGAACAUCUUCGGCUAUGCUGGCUACCACUUUGAAGGUCAUGAUGAGUGA